Molecule: messenger RNA, 693 nt
Organism: Strongyloides ratti
Lineage: Eukaryota; Metazoa; Nematoda; Chromadorea; Rhabditida; Strongyloididae
Product: N-alpha-acetyltransferase 20
Exons: 5
Coding region: 1-693 (230 amino acids)
Biological process (GO): N-terminal peptidyl-methionine acetylation
Cellular component (GO): NatB complex
Molecular function (GO): protein-N-terminal amino-acid acetyltransferase activity
Source: RefSeq, a predicted model, not a curated record
AUGUGUACAAUAAGAUCAUUUAUGAUUGAUGAUUUAUUACAUUUUAAUAAUGUUAAUAUAGAUAUUAUGACUGAAACAUAUACAUGUGGUUAUUAUUUAAAUUAUAUCAUUCAAUGGCCAGAGUAUUGUGUUACUGCUCAAGAUUAUGACGAUACAAUUAUGGGAUAUGUAUUUGGUAAAUCUGAGACAAAUGGAUUACCUUGGCAUGGGCAUAUUACAGCAUUAACCGUUGCUGAAGACUAUAGACGUCUUGGAUUAGGAUCACAAAUGAUAGCAGGAUUGGAAAAGACAUCUGAUAUACAAGAUUGUUAUUUUGUUGAUCUUUAUGUUCGUGUAUCAAAUGUAGCUGCUGUUAAUAUGUAUAAAAAAUUAGGAUAUUCUAUAUAUAAUAAGAUUAAAAAUUAUUAUUCUGGUGAAAGAGAUGAGGAUGCUUAUGAUAUGAGGAAAUGUCUUUCUGCUGAUCCUAAUGAGUAUGCAGGUGCUUUUGCUGGUGUUUGGGCUUUAUAUGCUACAAAGGCUCCUUAUUAUAUUAAAAAUCCACGCCACAAAAUUAUACUAUAUGCUUUAGCAAGUGGAUGUUUUUACAUUUCAUUUGCCAGGUGGAAUUUAUAUCCACCUUUUACAUCAUUACGUGAAGAAGCAGCUUUAAAAGAACAGGCUAGGCAAGAAUUAAUAAAAUUUUCUUCACGUUAA